AUGGCAACUUACAAAAGUUAUACCUAUACGUCCGACAGGGAGGGCGACUUUUAUACCAUAGAUAAGGCCUUGGCCGAGGACAAAGAUAAGGAGCCAGAGACCUUUGUCGACUACGAGAGGAAGACGAAUAAGAUCCGAGGGAGCGUCCCCGACGUGCAUACCGGGAAGGCUAAGUGCAAGAACAAGGCGAAGAAGUCGACCGAGGAUGACGGGGGACUCGAGUCGGCGAUAAACAAGUCAUUACGAAGGAGCCUGAGACCAAAGAUGGGUCAUUCGGGGUCACAAAGUUUCCCAAUUCCGCCAGAUGAUUGA
Fusarium fujikuroi IMI 58289 is the source of this 312-nucleotide messenger RNA. RefSeq lists its product as uncharacterized. NCBI's taxonomy places the organism in Eukaryota, Fungi, Ascomycota, Sordariomycetes, Hypocreales, Nectriaceae. Bases 1 to 312 code for a protein of 103 amino acids. The transcript has a single exon. The record is from RefSeq and is a predicted model, not a curated record.